AAACAUAUGCAAUUUUUUAAUUUUAUCAACUUGAACAACUAUUGGUGUGAUGCAGAGAAAAUCCCCCAACCCUAGCAUUAUAUAAACAAACAUGCCUUCAUGGUGACACCCCAAACAAGGCUAUGGCUUCCAUUCUCCCUCCAACCACCACCAAGACUACCACCACCUCCUCCACCCUCUAUUCUUAUCCCAUUUUCAAGAACACCUCUAAAAUUCCCACAAUUAGAAAGCAUAACCAUUCCUUCAAUGUGUCAUGCAGCAAAGCCAAAGAUAGUGACCCAAACCUUACUCCCCCCUCCCAAAAUACACAAACCUCCCUAGGGAAGUUUGAUAGGAGAAACAUGGUCAUUGGCUUAGGAGGCCUCUACGGAGCAGCCGGACUCACCGACACUGACCCACCAGCCUUGGCCGCUCCGGUCACCGCCCCGGAUUUAUCCAAAUGCGGGGCGGCGGAUUUACCCGCGGAUGCAAAACCGACCAACUGUUGUCCUCCAAAAACCAACAAAAUCAUCGAAUUCAAGCUCCCUCCUCCCUCCAACAUUUUACGAGUCCGACCCGCGGCCCAUUUAGCCGACGAAAAAUACAUAGCCAAGUUUUCUAAAGCCCUCCAACUCAUGAAAUCGCUCCCCGAUGACGACCCACGAAGCUUCAAGCAACAAUCCAAUAUUCACUGCGCUUAUUGCGAAGGCGCUUAUCACCAAGUCGGUUUUCCAAGCACAGAACUCCAAGUUCACAACUCAUGGCUCUUCUUUCCCUUCCAUAGAUUCUAUCUCUACUUCUUCGAAAAGAUUUUGGGAAUGCUGCUCGAUGAUCCAGCGUUUGCAAUUCCUUUUUGGAAUUGGGAUUCUCCGGCGGGCAUGAAAAUACCCGCCAUGUAUGCGGACAUAAAUUCGCCACUCUAUAACCGUCUCCGUGACGCCAAACACCAGCCACCGACAUUAAUUGACCUUGACUACAAUUUGACUGAUCCGAAAAAUGUCGAUGAGGAGAAGCAGAAGUUGAGAAAUCUAACUAUAAUGUACCGACAAGUGGUGUCGGGUGGGAAAACGCCUCGGCUUUUCCUUGGAAGCUCGUACCGUGCGGGAGAUGACCCGGACCCAGGUGCCGGGUCCCUGGAGAACAUCCCGCAUGGUCCGGUUCACAUAUGGUGCGGGGACCGCACCCAGCCGAAUCUAGAAGACAUGGGGAACUUCUACUCUGCGGGACGAGAUCCGAUCUUCUACGGUCAUCACGCGAACGUCGAUCGGAUCUGGACGGUGUGGAAGACAUUAGGAGGAAAACGAAACGAUUUCAAGGAUUCGGAUUGUUUGAAUUCAGAGUUCACCUUUUACGACGAAAAUGCUCAGCUUGUGACUGUAAAAGUAAAAGAGAGUUUGGAUCAUCGAAAACUCGGCUACGUCUACCAAGACGUGGAAAUUCCAUGGCUAAACGCUCGACCCAGUCCUCGUAUUUCAAUUUUUUUUCGAAAAAUAAAGAACAAGGCCGGGAUAGCAAUGGCGACAGAGACACUGGAUUCUGCUGCCAUUGUAUUCCCAAGAAAGCUUGAUGAGGUGGUGAAGGUGGUGGUGAAGCGGCCGACGAAGUCGAGGAGUGAGAGAGAGAAGGAAGAAGAGGAGGAGGUGGUGGUAGUGGAGGGGAUAGAGAUGGAGAGAGAUGUGUCUGUGAAGUUUGAUGUGUUUAUUAACGACGAAGACGAGGCGGCAAGUGGGCCGGAGAAGACAGAGUUCGCCGGAAGCUUUGUGAAUGUGCCGCGUAAACAUAAGCAUGACAAGAAGAUAAGGACUAGUUUGAGGUUGGGGAUAACUGAGCUAUUGGAGGACUUGGAAGCUGAAGAUGAUGAGAGCGUGCUGGUGACUUUGGUCCCUAGAUAUGGGUCUGAUGCUGUCACUAUUGGUGGUGUCAAGAUUGAGUUUGAUUCUUAAAUCAAAUUCUUGAAUAACAGUGUUCUAUGUGUUUUUGUAUAAUUUUUUUUUUAUUAUUAUAAAAAAAUUAAAAUAGACCAAGAA
This is a messenger RNA of Camellia sinensis, 2006 nucleotides long. Lineage: Eukaryota; Viridiplantae; Streptophyta; Magnoliopsida; Ericales; Theaceae. The record is from RefSeq and is a predicted model, not a curated record.